GCGGGGCGUGGGCGCCUUAGCGGCUGCGCGCUGACCGCCCUGUCCUUUCGGUCCCGGCGGCGGCGGCAGCGCAGGCCAAGCGGUGCCCACCCUCCGGCUCUCCGCGCCCCCGCUCCGCUCUCGUCCACUGCGCUGCUGCCCGCCUCGCCACCAUGACGGAACAGGCCAUCUCUUUCGCCAAGGACUUCCUGGCCGGAGGCAUCGCCGCCGCCAUCUCCAAGACGGCCGUGGCCCCGAUCGAGCGCGUCAAGCUGCUGCUGCAGGUCCAGCACGCCAGCAAGCAGAUCGCGGCCGACAAGCAGUACAAGGGCAUCGUGGACUGCAUCGUGCGCAUCCCCAAGGAGCAGGGCGUGCUGUCCUUCUGGAGGGGCAACCUGGCCAACGUCAUCCGCUAUUUCCCCACGCAAGCGCUCAACUUCGCCUUCAAGGAUAAGUACAAGCAGAUCUUCCUGGGGGGCGUGGACAAGCACACGCAGUUCUGGCGGUACUUCGCCGGCAACCUGGCCUCCGGCGGGGCGGCGGGAGCCACGUCUCUCUGCUUCGUCUACCCGCUGGAUUUCGCCAGGACGCGCUUGGCGGCCGACGUGGGCAAAUCCGCCACGGAGCGGGAGUUCAAAGGCCUGGGAGACUGUCUGGUGAAGAUCACCAAGUCCGACGGCAUCCGGGGGCUGUACCAGGGCUUCAACGUGUCCGUGCAGGGCAUCAUCAUCUACCGGGCCGCCUACUUCGGCGUGUACGACACGGCCAAAGGCAUGCUGCCCGACCCCAGGAACACGCACAUCGUGGUGAGCUGGGUGAUCGCGCAGACGGUGACGGCCGUGGCCGGCGUGGUCUCCUACCCCUUCGACACCGUGCGGCGGCGGAUGAUGAUGCAGUCGGGCCGCAAAGGAGCCGACAUCAUGUACAAGGGCACCCUGGACUGCUGGCGGAAGAUCCUGAAGGACGAGGGGGGCAAAGCCUUCUUCAAGGGCGCCUGGUCCAACGUGCUGCGCGGCAUGGGCGGCGCCUUCGUGCUGGUCCUGUACGACGAGCUGAAGAAGGUCAUCUAGGCGCCCGGCCACGGGGACCGCCGCGCAGAGCCAUCCCUAACUGUUACGGACCAUUGACCUUCGAGAAAAUUCCAGUGUCCUCGGGGGGUGGGGGGCUGGGGCGGCCCCCGCCGAGGGCGCCUGGUGAUGGCGACCAUCGCCCUUGCGGCCACGUGUGGGUGACGGGGGAGGGAGCCGUGGGUCCGCGGGCCAGGCAGCUGCACUCACCAGACCUAGACUCCAGGUGCUUGUAGGGCCCACUCGUGUUUAAGUAUUUAUUUAAGGGAAUCAUGUCUCCAUUUGUACUUAAGCACUGUCCUCUUUUGCACAGCCGAAUAUCUGCAGUUAUGUUCUCUGUCGGGCAUUCUGCUGGAGAAUAAAGCCAGGACACAGA
Hippopotamus amphibius kiboko is the source of this 1422-nucleotide messenger RNA. RefSeq names its product solute carrier family 25 member 6 (gene SLC25A6). Gene Ontology annotation, cellular component: mitochondrial inner membrane. The coding region runs from base 153 to 1049 and encodes 298 amino acids. Lineage: Eukaryota; Metazoa; Chordata; Mammalia; Artiodactyla; Hippopotamidae. The transcript is spliced from 4 exons. Gene Ontology annotation, molecular function: ATP:ADP antiporter activity. Gene Ontology annotation, biological process: mitochondrial ATP transmembrane transport; mitochondrial ADP transmembrane transport. The record is from RefSeq and is a predicted model, not a curated record.